AAUUGGUAUCAGAGCGGGUUCUAAAGAUUUUUAGUUGAUCCGUGGUCAAGGAUGGAAUGUGAACGCGACAGAGCCUCUAGUUCCAUAAAUUGCCCGCCUUGUUUUGAUGGUGAAGAUUUCUCGCAAUGGAAGAUCAUGAUGAGUAUCAAGCCUAAGAAAAAGGAUGAGCUAUUUAAAGUCAAGGAAAGCUUCAACAAGUUCUCCAUUGGGUCUGAAAAGGUUUCUAAGAUGAUUGGCUUUGGUAAAGUUCAUAGCAACAAAGAAGGUUUAGGGUAUGAAGGUGGAACUUGCAAGCCUUUGACCUUUGUAAGAGGUGUGGAAUGUGAAAAGUCAAUGGGCCAUUCUCAAACUUCAAAUGACCAUGAUUCUGCUCCCAAGUUGCCCAAAAGAUUAGAACCGAAUUUGAAUUCUCAAACCAAUCAGAGAGUUGCUCAGGUAAGUUCUGACAAACACAGGUAUAUUCACAACUCCAUAAAGUUCAUUCCCACUUGUCAUUAUUGUGGAAAAUUGGGACACAUACGUCCUAGAUGUAAUAUACUUCGCAGGAUCACUCAAAGUCAAAGGAAAGCAUCAAAAAUUAGCCCAACUGCAUCGCUGCAAGCUGAGCUGAAAGAGCAUCUGAAGUUGAUUAAAAGGAUGGCAGAGCGUAUUCCAAUCCCCAAAGAGCAGAAUUUGAAGCAGAAGCAAAUUUGGAUUAAAAAAGGUUCUAAUAAUUGUCUUUCUGCUCAUAUGGAUAAACUUGAUAACAUGUUUGAACUUGCUUCUGUUCCUAUUAAACACAAAUUGGCUGAUUCGGUUACUAAGUCCUUAAACACAGCUCGAUUUGAAUCUCUUAGAAGCGACAUUGGUGGGUGCUCUAAGUAUUGAUACUCUCACUUCACUUGAUCCAUUCUGCAUGCAUUCAUAUUGUAUGAUCUCAUUGUAGUAUAAGUGCAUUGCUCUUUUUAUUUCUGUAUUUUUUAUUUUUCUGGUUUCUGGAGAAUCAGGAUUGCAUGUGUAGUUUGUAUCCCGAAGUGUCUGACAGAUUCAUUUGAACUUAGAUUGACAAUGUUUCUACUCCCUUCCUUAAAUAUGAGUGUGAUGAGAUGAUUAGCAUGUUUUGAACUUGUUCUUGCAUCACUGUGUAAUCUCAAACAUGAUCAACAUAUUCUCUAUCACUUUGUAUGAUCACAUGCACACAUACUCCUUGUGGUGGUAAGUAAUAUUCUUGGUUGACUUGUUCUUAGUCCACACAUAUGAAGUUGUUAAAAUGUUAUUAUUGCUCCUACUUAAAAAGGUACAAUAUAUUUGGAGCAUGGCCAGGCUAUUCCCAAAGUAAACAGGCCUUGGUCGUGACGAACGAUAUAAGGAUUGGGAAGAAAAGGGAAUGGUUUGGUCACCCCGGUGGUAUGUAAAACUAUUGACUCGAGUUGAUGUGUCCUUUGGGAUGUCCUUGUUACAUCUAGUACCCUAAAGUCAUCUGACUUGGGAGCUGCUGGCAUAAAACUCAUUACAUGAGUCUUAGUUUUCUUGUGAAAAACUAUAUGUUGUGUGAAAAGAAAAAAAAAAAAAAAAAAUUUAACAUUGUGCCCACACGGAGAUAUAAGGGGGAAUAUCUAUGUUGUUCAUUUAUUCUCUUCGUGUGUGUGUUCUAAUUUCAAGGAUUCUAAGAAUGUUACACACUCCAUCUUGAGUUAUGUUCACUUACACAACAAAGGUAUAGAAUACUCGAUCAUCUUCCAGCUUACCUUGUGGUUGUCAAAAAUGGUUUACUCAUGUGACCUUAUCUUGUUGCAUUUAUGUUUAUGGUUUUGUGGUCGUACUCUUGUCUGAAAAGCUAUGCAAAUUGAAUCUGUUUUUAACUCUUGGAUACAAACCCACUCAUUGUGUGUUUGCAUUUCAUUCGUGCAUCCUUCAUAACAUGAUCCCAUUUAGGGGGAGUAUUGAUAUUUGGACUAUCUUCCUCUGAUUGUUUCUUCUUGGGUUGGUGUCUCUUGAGCAACAUCUACAGGUAAUUCUUCUUCUACAUUGCUUCGGCUACAUAGUUGCCUUUGUCAUUCCUUGACAAAAAGGGGGAGAAGAUAUUGUUGGCAUUUUGUUUUUUCUGUUAAGGAUUAUUUUGCUACUACAUGGCUUAUUGAGUUGUGGCUUCAUCAUAUUAUUUAUUUCUCACAAAGUUUGUGUGAUAAAUGUUUCAGGGAAUGAAGGCUUCUUUCUUCCUAAGAAUUCUCAAGUAUUUGUUGAGGGGGAGUUAGCCAUCCAUAUAGUAAUUUUGUUAAGGAAUGCCAAAGGGGGAGAUUG
Rosa rugosa (rugosa rose) is the source of this 2280-nucleotide messenger RNA. RefSeq lists its product as uncharacterized. Gene Ontology annotation, molecular function: zinc ion binding; nucleic acid binding. The transcript is spliced from 2 exons. The coding region runs from base 52 to 867 and encodes 271 amino acids. The record is from RefSeq and is a predicted model, not a curated record. NCBI's taxonomy places the organism in Eukaryota, Viridiplantae, Streptophyta, Magnoliopsida, Rosales, Rosaceae.